Microthlaspi erraticum is the source of this 945-nucleotide messenger RNA. The record is from the annotation of a GenBank genome assembly. NCBI's taxonomy places the organism in Eukaryota, Viridiplantae, Streptophyta, Magnoliopsida, Brassicales, Brassicaceae.
AUGGUGAGAGCCUCGAUUUCGAAAGCUUCUGGCGAGGUUAGUGGACCGAGCACCAUUCUCUCGCAAAAGAGACAACGUUCCGAUGAUAAAAGGAAGGGAGUGUGUACAGAAGACAGCAUUCUCUCGACGACGCUGUUAGAUUUGAAUAUUCUCGAUUGUCCCAUUUGCUUUGAAGCACUGAAGAUUCCUAUCUUCCAGUGUGACAAUGGACAUAUAGCUUGCUCUUCUUGCUGUCCCAAGCUGAAGAAUAAAUGUCCUUCAUGUGCUUUGCCUGUUGGCCACAUUCGCAACAGAGUAAUGGAGACUGUUCUUGAAUCCAUCGUUGUCCUAUGCCGAAACACCAUACGUGGAUGCAACAAAAAGUUCUCUUACGGGAAAGAAUCAAAUCAUGAAAAAGAAUGCGUGUUCUCUUCUUCUUGCUCCUGCCCUGUACGAGACUGCAAUUACACUGGCUGGUACAGGGGAAUUUACUAUCAUGGUCUUUUUUCUCACGAUCAUACGAAGAUCGAUUAUGGCUUUUCUUUUACUGUUCAGAUGAACAUCAGCGAUAAGAUGAUAAUUAAAAGGGAGGAGACGGAGACACUACUGUUUGUAGUGCAGUGUUUUAAAGAGCCGAAUGGUGUGUAUGUAACUGUAAGCUGCAUUGCACCAUCUGUUCCAGAAAUGGCACAGUUCUCAUAUGAACUCUCUUACACUACUGCUGAUGGAUACACUCUGAAUUUCAAAUCGCCAGAGGUGAAGAGGGUUCUUAAAGUUAGCUUCGAAACUCCUCAAGAGAAUUUCAUGUUGAUCCCUAACACUUUAUUGCGUGAUGUGAACAAGGUUCUUGAAGUGAGCUCUCAGAUCCUUAAAGACAAGUUCAUGUUUGUUCUUCACUGUUUAUUGCGUGGUAAGCUGUUGGAGAUGAAGAUUGGCAUUGGACUUAAGGUUCGGUCAGGCUCAUAA